CUCCCCCCAACCCCGCCGCGCGCGCCUCUGCGCCAGUAAAGGCCAGGCCGGCCGCCCCUCCCCGCGCCUCCCCCGCCUCCUCUGCCGCUGCGGAGGAGGACACGUCAGGGGACAUAAAUAAAUAAAUAAUUCCAUUCACCCGGUGACGGCGAGGCGGACUGGCUGCAGCUGGGCGGGGGGAACCGGGCGCCACAGCACCCACCGUGCGCCGGACAGCAGAAAUACUGAAGAUACAUUGGCAAAUGCUGAAAAGGACAUCAGAAAGCUAUGAUAAAGUGGAGAGUAUGUAUGAACCAAAUACAAAAUAUGCAGCUGUAUGAGUAAGAGAUUGAAAAGACAAUUAGACAUUAGAGGAGUCAUUCUGAAGAUGUGAUGCUUUCCUUUGAAGGCUUAAAAAGGGAUCUUGGGACCUACAGGACUCUAAGACUCUCAGUGCCAAUAGAGCAGAGCUACUUUGUGAAGCCCAUCCGUGUGUAAUCCAGAGUCUGCUUUACUCUUUUCUUUGUAUUGCCUUCACACAUUGCACCUCAGUGUAAAGUGGCUAGGCUUGAAGAGUCCACAUACAACCCUUAGAAAGCUAUUCAAGGGGGCACUGUCAACAGGUUACUUGAAUUUCAAAUAAAGGAUCAGUAAUGCCACCAACGCCAGCUACCCCGCCUCAGUACCCACCUCCUGAUGGAGGGUGGGGCUGGGUAGUAGUCGGAGCUGCCUUUAUAUCCAUUGGAUUUUCGUAUGCAUUCCCCAAAGCAGUCACAGUAUUCUUCAAAGACAUUCAGGAAAUAUUCAACACUUCCUACAGUGAAAUAGCCUGGAUAUCAUCCAUAAUGCUAGCUGUUAUGUAUGCAGGAGGUCCCAUCAGUAGUAUAUUGGUAAAUAAAUAUGGCAGCCGGCCAGUGGUAAUAGUAGGAGGCUUACUAUGCUGUUUGGGAAUGGUUUUGGCAUCUUUCAGCAACAGCGUGGUGCAACUUUACGUCACUGUGGGCUUCAUUGGAGGUUUAGGUUUAGCCUUCAACCUGCAACCAGCCUUAACAAUAAUUGGCAAAUACUUCUAUAGGAAACGACCCAUGGCAAAUGGAUUGGCCAUGGCAGGAAGUCCUGUUUUCCUAAGUACAUUGGCCCCUUUCAAUCAGUUUCUUUUUAAUACUUACGGCUGGAAGGGAAGCUUUUUGAUUUUAGGAGCUAUAUUUUUGAAUGCCUGUGUGGCUGGGGCCCUCAUGAGGCCCCUUGGACCCAAACAAAUUACUUCUCACUCUAAAACUAAGGUUGGCAUAAGAGAGGAAAGUUCGGGUUCAAAGAAAAUCCAUAAGAAAUCAAUAGCACAAAAAAUUAAUCAAUAUUUAGAUUUCUCCCUUUUUAAGCAUAGAGGAUUUCUGAUCUACCUCUCUGGAAAUGUCAUUAUGUUUCUAGGUUUUUUUGCCCCUGUUAUAUUCUUGGCUCCAUAUGCUAAAGACCAGGGAAUAGAUGAGUAUUCUGCAGCUUUCUUGCUGUCUGUAAUGGCUUUUGUUGAUAUGUUUGCUAGGCCAAGUGUAGGAUUAAUUGCAAACUCCAAACUUAUCCGACCACGAAUCCAGUACUUCUUCAGCUCUGCAAUCUUGUUCACUGGAGUGUGCCAUCUUUUAUGCCCUCUGGCCAAGGAUUACACAAGCCUGGUGAUAUAUGCUGCAUUUUUUGGCUUUGGGUUUGGCAGUGUUAGCAGCGUCCUCUUUGAAACCCUCAUGGACCUUGUUGGUGCUCAGAGGUUCUCCAGUGCUGUGGGCCUUGUCACAAUUGUGGAGUGUGGCCCAGUUCUUCUUGGCCCUCCUCUUGCCGGUAAAUUGGUGGAUGUAACUGGAAAAUAUGAAUACAUGUAUAUGUCCUGUGGGGCUAUUGUGGUAGUAGCAAGCAUAUGGCUGCUCAUUGGCAAUGCUAUAAACUAUAGACUGCUCGCAAAGGAAAGGAAGAAGGAAGAAGCAAGGAAUAAAGAUGCACAAUCACAUGAAUCCAGAGAAUCUGAACCCUUGAGCAAACCCAAACUUGAUGAAGUUAUUGUCAAAGCUCCAAAAGCACAGAAUACUCCUUCAGAAAGAGAAACUAAUAUUUAAGAAGAAUCACAUCUCUGAAUUGGGUUUAUGAAUUUACUUAGGAGUUUGUUUUUGCUUUUUAAAAUAUUGGAAAAGUUUUUCAUUGACACAAGGAGUUACAACUAAAGAGGGAAAUGAGAUUUUCCUAAAUAGCAAAUUAUAAAUUAGUUUUUGAAAAUGUGUAUGAGUAGUUAAAUUUUGAAAUUAUGCAUACAUAUAAUCCAUGCAGUUGGUGUAUUUCCGUACAUGACUCAGGAUUUCGUGGUGAAAAUACAAAUUUCAGAGUCUUCCAUUGACUUCUGUUCUUGGUUAUAGAAAGAGAUCUGAAUCCCAUACUCCUGGUUUAAUUAAUUAGAAGGAAUAUUUUUAACCCCAUACAUUGAUCUUCACUUUUUAUUUGAUAUUAAAGCAUGAAAAAGGAUUGAGGAAAAAUAAUUUAUCUUCCCAAACACACACACAUACAAACCCACAUAAACAGAGUACAGUAUCUGGAGAACAGAAUAAAUGAAUAAAUUCAAGAAUCUUAUCAUAGUUAUUUUAAGUUUAAAAAAAUCCAUGAGCACAAAAGAAAUGUAUCAUAUGUGCAUACUCUUCUACAAUGUGGAUUUUAGAUAAGCACAUGGAUGAAAAUGAGAGUGAUCUUAAUUCCAAAAUGCAAAUGGCUACUAUAAAAAUAUUUGAUAUAUAAAAUAGCUUUGAUUAAAAAAAAAGGAAAGAUUACAUUUCACACCAUUACUUCUGAACACUCUAAGGCUAGAUUAAUCCAGACACAUGAUUUCUUCAAGGGGUUGCCAUUAGUGUCUAGUGGUAAAAAAUAGAACCCUCAAGUAAUUUUUCAGAAUUCUUACCUAACAGUAGGAAUAUGAAUGGCACCUUGCAAUGAACUAUGUCCACCAAUUUUUUAAAGGAUUUUAGUUCUUAAUUCAGAAAGUAAUAACCAGAGAUUUAUUCUAACUAGAUGUCAGUCAGUAUCCACUGAACUGAAUAUCGAAGAAUAAACCAGAAUCCUAGUGGACAGUCUAGAGAGAGAGAAAAUUCAAUUUUCUCCAACACAUAGCUGUUAUUUGAGGUCACUGUUCUGAAUAAUCCAUGUCAGUCCAGCUGACUGAGAGAGGGAAUCCUUUUAGUUUUCUCAGCUCCUCCCUUUUCAUAAAAAGCAAAAGCAAAAAACAAACCAUAAACAGGCCUUUUACUCAGCCCCUGAUGAUGUUAUAGGAAUAGUAGCACUGCAAAAGUCUGCCCUCUACUGACUAGACUUCAUGCUGCCUAUGGAUAUACCAGGAAACUACAGUAGGCUCCUAAAAACAUAGGUUGUGUCACAUGGAAUUAUAGGUAUAGCUUAAAACAGCAAGAAGCUUGAAAUAUUGCAACCCAGGUUAAUUUAGGAAUUUCUUCUUUUAACUAUGAAAACACCUAGGCCUCUGAAUUCAUCUUUAAUACAGACACAUUUGAUAGUUUUGUGUUUUUAGAACUAUAAAUACCAUAGCUAAACUCAUAAAUACUUACACUUAUAAACCUGAAGUUUAAUAUGACUGACAAAAAAUACUUAGUGCUUUAUUAUUGAAAUGAUGUCAUUCUUGAGAUGUCCAAGGGAAUUUACCGUUAAUUUUUUUAUUGCCAUAGAACAGGUGCUAUUCUUAUUUCUUAUGAGACUGUACCUGGACACCAAGCUUUUGUAAUAAUUGACAUUAAGAACUUGAUUCAUGAAAUUUAUGCAUUAUUUAAGCAUGUGGCUCAUAUUUAGGGACCGAUAUAAAAUUUCGGGUUUUUUUUCAUUUAACGUUUGCUUUUCUGCCUAUGAAGGGAUAUUUGUAUUUUUCAAAUAUUAAAUAAAACAAGAUGUGCCAAUAUCAUAGGUAAAUAAAUCAGGAAAAAUGUGACAGUAUAUGGCUCUUUUUAAUUUAGUUAUACUCAGUCUUGAUUCUUGAGUUAGUUGGUUUUAAAUUAAUGCUUUUGUAUUCAAUGCUGAUUUGUCAUAAGAAGUACAACAUCAUUGUGUAGUACAUCUCCAAUCCCAAACAUUUCCAAAAAGUGUCUUGCAUUCUCUAAAAAUACGUAAUUUAAACUAAUAUAGAUAUUAGACCAUUAUGGAAAUAAGUAGCAAAGUAAGGUUUUAGAUGUAAAACAUUCUUUUUCAUUACCUGCUAGUAGAGACAUGUGCUUGGGUGCAUUCUAAUGCCUUCUCCAUGGUAGGAGGUUUCUAUACUUAUUGAGAGUCAAGUCAAAACCAAUUUACAUUUGCUUUAUUACUCUUUGGUUGCCUUCAUUAACUCUUCAUUUUUAAUACUGACUACAUUAAUUUGUUAGAAAAGAAAGGGAAGUAAAAUUGCAGAUUCGAAACACAUGAAUAAUGUGAUAUAGUCAUGCCUGACAGUGGCACAGCACGAACUUACAAAUAUGCUUGCAUAUUCUUUCCCAUACAUAUAUGCUGAAAACUAAACAAGAACACACUUGAUACAGUGACAUAACAACCUACUAGAUUCACAGUUGUUCCAGAUAAUGUAAAUUAUUCUGCUUGUUUGAUCUCUCUACUCCCUUGAACUUUUUGGAAGAAUUAUUGCUUUAACAGAAUCUUUUCAAAGAUUGAGAAAAGAAUCUUGGCCUCGAAUUUGCACAAUGAUAUAGUCACAUAGUGGAGGAGGAAAUAAGGGCUGGUUUCUGUGUCUGCAACAGUUAGUUCUGAGGGUAUUUCUUUCCCCAAAGAAUAACAGAGUUUUACAUGUUCGAGAUCAAAAACAAAGUCAGUCACCACUAAAAACCCUACAAGCCGUAUUUACCAUCAUGAAUUUGUAUAGGAAUGUUAUGUAAACCAGAGUACUGAAAUAAUUCAUGAUCACUGUCUAGUUUAAAUGUGUUGCUAUUUGUGUUAACUGAACUUCCUAUAGUUUUCACUAUUUAACUUAGAUAUUCCUUCAUAAUUUAUUAAUAGAACUUGAGGAUGGAUUUGUCUUGACAUGUUUGCGCCCUCUUUUGAUCUUUUUUGGUUUCAACUAGCACAACAUAAAAGAGCCAGUGGAUCACGUGCCAGUGUGUUUCACAUUGGAAGAUAUGAUGUUUACUUAACAUAAAUUCACAUAACUCAUAAAUUUUACUUGUUUUGUACCAAGUAUUAGCCAAUUUAACUCAUGUGCUCAUCGCCUUUACCUGAACACUAGAGAAUAAGUAAAACAACUAGAUUUGAUAUGUUCAAAUUUGCACUUUAAAUAUCUAGUUAUUUUAUAUUAGCCCUUCUCUGGCUGUUCAACAUGACAAUAAGGAAUAUAGAAAAAAGACCAAAAAUAUAUAAUACAAUAUUUUAUAUAGAUAUUAUAAAUACAGAGAUAAUCUUGAUCAAUUAGUUGAAACUUAGUUUUUAUCAGAAAUACCUUUUAAAACAUCCUAUCAGAGGCAGACUAUCCCAUACUAAUAAUGUAAGUUAGAAAUCGUAACUAUUACAUUAAAUAGGGAGGAAGAAUACAGUAUAAGAUGGGAACUAAUGUGUGGUGAAUUUUACCCACACAAUGCCUUUUAAUAGUCAGAUGAAAGCUAUGCUAGAAGUUGUUAACUUGAUGUAGUAAAUGAGUGAAAACCAAAAAAAGAUGCAGAAUCUCCAAAGAUUUCCCAAAGUUAAAAAUUAAUAUGUGACUGAACCAAAAUUGAUAAGCAGAAAGAACUCCUGAAGUGUUCAUACUGCAUCUCAAUAGAUGCUAUAGUGGCAAAGGGAGAUAAAAUAUAUGUAUAAAAAUUCUAAAUCAUCUAUGAAAAAAAUUAGACUUAAAAUUAGAGCUAAAAUUAUAGUGUAUGAACAAGAGCAAAUAAGAUUUGAUUUAGUUGUAUUAGAGAUUACAUUUAAUAUAGUCUGAAUAUAAUUUUCAAAUUGCCUGCUUUUCUUGUCAAUGUAAAAGAUUCCACAGUCAAUAUGAUAUCACAGUAAUAAUUGUUUUAUGUAAAUUUUUUCUCAACAAAGAGGCAUAUGACUCAGACAUAAUUUUCCCUGAAGUUGAAUUUAGAAGAAAAAUGUUAUUUGUUAUAGAUAAUUUCUGUGCUGGUUACCACUUCACAAAACAUAAAAACUAUAUACUAUAAAACGCUGUAUUUAGAAUUUUAGUGAUUUUUCUCCAUUAGUAGAAUUACUCCAAGAUACAAAGUAACAAAAAGGUAUGAGAUUCAGAUUUUCUGGUUCAUCUGUACAAUGCAUAUUUAUUUUUAAUAAAUGUCCUAGAUUCCCAUUUUUCAAGUUUCUCUGAACAGCUGUAUUGCCACUUUUUCUCUACUUAUUCUACAGAGAAAAAUACUGCAACUGCUUUUGUCUUCUCCAUCUGGACCUUUGAAGUCCUUAAAAUGUAUUUCUCCUCACCUCUGUUCAGGUGCACUGGUUUCUUCAUUAAGUCAUCCACGAUACAUUAGUCUGAUUUAUUUGUGAUUCGCAAGAAUGGCGGUCCCAUAGCCAGGUGGAUAUUCUAUUGGCCAUAACCACUUAUCUCUACAAAUGGGGAAAUUAUAAAUUUAAGAUUUCCUGGACAGGGGAGGCAUUUAUCCGUCUAGGAAAUAUUUUGUUAAUACGAGUUUUCCUUAUGCAAGAUAAAUAUAUAAUUAAAUGUGAUUUUUAAAAAUCUAAAAAAAACAAUCUUUCUGUUGUUGACACUUACUAAUUCUCUUAAAGUGCCUGAUAACUUUGAGAAACAAAGUUUACCAUCACAAUAUUUCUCAGUCAUGUGUCACACAGGCUUUCUCAGUGCAGUGACAUCAUUGAUAAAUCAUACCUACUAAGUUUCUUACCAUAAUUGUUUACAAUGCCAAAUAUCAACACAAUGAGAUUAAAAGCAAAAUUAAAAUCUUGCCCUUUUCUCCACACUUUUUUAAGAUUGAGACUUUAUUACAUCCAUAUGCAUGAUCAUGUUUGAGAAUACACUUGAGUUGAGAAUCCCAACAAUCAGUAAAUAAUUAUAAUGCUUUUUAAUGAAAAUCAUGAAUUAGCUUUUUAGAUUUAAUUAAAAUGAAUAGUUUUCUGAGCUCAUAUCUUUUAUAAUUCUGCUUUUCUUACUUGCUCUUAAUUGUUCAUACACUAUAGUUUUAGCUCUUCACAAAGCCCUGUUAUCUGGCUUUAGUCUUCUCUUUACUGCUUUUCCUUUAGUUUAAUUCAUUUAUGCACAGAUCCUGGCAGAAUUACUGUAGUUAAUGAUAUGUAUAAGUUUUAAUGUCUCUAACUUGAGACAAAAAUUAAAAUUGACUGGUGUAAUACACGAAAAUUUUUAGACAAAAUUAUUUCCCUCAUCUCAAUCUACUGCAGCUUAGCUUCUCUCUCCAUUUUUAUAUAAUUAUUUUUAAAAAUUAUUUUCCUUUUUUACUGUGGAUAGAUAAACUAACCUCUUUCCAUCUAAAUAUGAGCAUUUUUACUAUCAAAUUCUUCGUUGGCAAGUUUAGGUAUAAUUAUAUUAUUUGUAUGCAUUUCUGUUUUUAUGUAUUUCUAUCUUUAUAUUUACUUCUUUAAUAAGGUCUCCAACAGUCAAGAUAAUUCUAUGGGCAAUAUUCACUGAUCAUGAAUUUAUUAACGUUGCAGCAAAUAUUUUUCUUCCCCUGAUUAUACAGGCUUUUGGUGGAUUUUUGUUGUGUUUUUAAGCCAAAUGUGACAAAUUAAGAUGGAGUCCUCUGUGUGAAUGCACUGAUACUGAAUGCUGAGCACUCUAUCCAGGCAUAAUAAACUGGUAAAAAUUUCUGUUAAGAAGAGAAAAAGAAUGAGAUUUUUAUCUCAUAAACUUCAGGGUAAAUUUUAAAACAGUUUUUUGGCCAAGACUUACUUUUUUUGGGGGGUGGUUUUCAUUACUUUCAUAUACAUCUAAAAUAAGAUGACUAGGUUAGGCCCAUAUAGAGACCUUGGUCAUUAAAGUAGAGCACAUAUUUUUAACAUAUUAUUCAAUAGACUUUAUUUUUCUACCACUUAUUUUCUCUUUCUAAUUAAAGUAUGAGUAUUUUUGGAUUAAGUGAGAUGGGAUAUGCGAGCUAAAAUGUUUCUUUUCUGAGCAAUUAUAAAUAUUAUUUUUAUUUGGGUUAUACUUUGUUUUUUAUGUAUUUAUGUAUCAAAUUAUAUAUUUAAUUAACUACAUCCUCUCAACUUUCUUUGCUAAUUUUGUUAGAUAUCACAUUUUUACUAUGCAAUACUAGACUAAACCAGAUUAAGGGCUUUGUCUAAAUAUAUAUUAAUCCCCCAAGUAAAUGAAGGAUUGGAAACAGAAUACAGGUCUUUUGAUUUAUAACACAUUUUUCUUUCUCCUGCGCUAUUUAAGCCAUUUUGUUGAUAAUGAUAACCUUUAUUCAGUCAUUUAAAACACACUUGAUAAAUCCUGUAUAUCCUACAUAAAUAUUUUUCUCCAAUUAUAUUUUGUAAAAUCAUGUUUGCAAACUUACAUUGAAGAAUAUUUGCUGACUGCAACAGGAGAUAAUUCUAGAUACAUCGGAUAAUAACUAGUGAGUAGGAUGAAUAAUUUUGCACAAAGUAUGUCAAUUAUUAAUAGGAAAGACAUUAAAAAGAUAUCAAUAUUGUGUUAAUAAAAAUGAUCUAUCAGUAUUUCAUUAAUUGCUUUUUUAUAACAUAUAAACAGCAUUCAUUUAUUUUUUAAAAUAAAAUUCCAGAGCAUGGAAUACACAGUACAAGUUUAUUAAUUAUGUGCAAGAAAUUGUUGCCAUUGUAUAAUCUGAGGAGAUAAGCCCUGCAGUAUUGCUUUUUAAGAAUGUAAAAAUGAGUUUAAAAAAGUAUUCAAAUACAGCACAUCUGAAAAUAUUUUUUAAAUGGUUAUUUCACCUAAAUAAAUUGUACUAAACUCCAUAGCCAUUUUGGGAACAGUAUAGAUAUUCUUUUAUGUUAGUGAUAUCAUCUACCUCCAUCAUGCCUAGAUAGAGUUUCUUUCUAGAGUUUUUGUUUCAUGUACCUCUGGAAAAAUAGCAACAAGAACAAGUCAUUCAGACAGAUGAUCUCUGGAGGAAGAGUGAUGGCUAUUCGAAAUUCCCCAGGGGAAAGUAUAAAAACAAGAAUAUACACUCUGCUUCAUAUAUUGGGUGUUCACUGAAAUCUUCUGUGAAUAGGGAGGUCCUAAACACAUCUAUAGUUACUGAUGUGUUUGGUUCGAUUCAGCCAAAUUGGGAUACAAAUACCACGUUUGCUUUGUUGUCAUGACGGAGGGCAGCCCCAGCAUCCACGAUGAGUGCAUCUAUUAAAUACUGUAAGGUCCUUUCUUUGUAACCAGGACAAAAAUAAUAUACUUCAGUUAGGUAUGUCAGGUAUUGUAAUUCCUAUGUUGAAAAUGAAAAAGCAGGGUCUCUUGACAUAUUUACUGAAAUUGAUAUUUGAUUGGAAGUUUUUUACAUAAAAGCGUUACCUCUUAAAUAUUUUAAAGUGAAGUGUUAAUUAUUUCCUGGAAUAAUGUCCCAUUUUUGAGGGACUUGGAGAAAAAUUUCAUUUAAUAUUAUGUACUCAACAAAUGUUUCUUUCUCAUUCAAUAUUAAAUUGGAGCAAAUCAUACAAAUAAGAUUUGGAGGAUAAAAGUUGUGCAUAAUACCUUUUUACUACUAAUAAGACAUAUAUAAGACAUUCCUUUGCAACAAACGCACUGAGCUAAGUUUUAUGGGAAUUCCUUAAGUGAUCUGAUUUAGGAGUUGAUCUGUAGAGUUUUUCUCAUGUUUAUGCUCUAUUUUUAUGAUUUUUUUAAGUGGAAAAAAUAAAAUACAAUAGCUUUGUUCUGUAGGAAUCUUAACGACCAUUGAACAAAUCACCACAUGGUCUAUCAGCUAUAGUUAGUUACUAUGAUAGUGAAAUAAAGACAAGAGUGGUUUUGCUUGCUGGACACCUAAGAUGAUUUGACCUAAGUCAUGGCUAUACUAUUUCAUUCUUUUAAAGGUUAAUAAAUAUAUAAAAUGAUUCAUUUAAACACCUGUCAAAGUUUAAAAUUUUAAAAGGCUCUUUUUGCCUUCUUACAGAUGAAUGUACUUAGUGAUUGUGGAUUGAUCUUACUAUAUUUAUUUCUGGAUUUUUUUUUUUAGCACUUCUGGUUAGCAAAUAAUACCUGUAAAAAAUAACCAAAAACGGUAAAACUUGCAUUUUCAUAUAAAUACAUAUUUUGUUUUAAUGAAAUUAUAUGUAGAUUUAUUUAAAUCAGAAAUAUAUUGUGUUGAUCAGCUCAAGUGUUUCUGCUUCCUCGCUAAGCAAACUUAUUUGGGUACUAUCAUUUUUCACUCACCUUUCAGCCAUACCACAGUGUUAUAUGGGCCUAAUGUUUUAGAAAAACAUAUGCUGUAGUUUCUAAGUUUCACUGCACAAGAAAUUUGAAACUAAAUGUUGACUUCCUCUGUGGGGAUACACAUUUUGUUGCAGUUUUGCAUAUAUUUCCAAAUUCAUCUCUUUUGUACUAGACUGUGAGCUCCUUGUAGACAAGCUUGUUACCUUAAUUAGAAUAACAUUUUAGCAUAAAAUAAUUUGUUAUUGAAAUGAAUCGGUGGAUCUGGAUGAUUAGAAUGCUACAGUGUCUAUCAACGUAUAUUAGAUAAAUUCUCUAAUAUCAAAAGUAAGAUAUAGAAACUGGUGUGAUAUUUUCUUUACUUAAAAUUGAAACCUUGAUUUAAGAAUUCAUUUUUAUUUUCUCAGUCAAACAUUCUAUGCAAAUCCUGAAAUAUGCAACAGCUAAUCUUUAUGGUACAUAUCAAUUAGUUUUACUUCCUUUACAAAAUCAGAAAUGCUCUAUUUAAGCUUCCUGGAAAUGUUGACAAUCAUUUUAAUGACUAAAGGUGCUACUUAUUUUCUAAAAUUUCCUUGAUCAUAAAUGCUCCUGUCUGCUGAGCUUUAUUUAUUCUUUUGGGGGGGGGCAAUAAAACUAGAAUAUUUUUGUCUGAAUUAUGCAAUUUGGCACUGUGUGUAUGCCUUUGUAUUCUAUUAUCACUGUAUUUUAAUUAUUUCUUACUGCUUACUAAUUUUAUUGCAGGCUUCUGCUAUUUCUUAGAUGUACUUGAAUAUAUAUUUCUAUAAUAUGUAAGAAAAAAUGCUGCUUAUUAAAAUUAAGAUGACAAAUAAAUGUUCUUGUAAAAUUUUGGAACUGAAA
Molecule: messenger RNA, 11125 nt
Organism: Heterocephalus glaber (naked mole-rat)
Lineage: Eukaryota; Metazoa; Chordata; Mammalia; Rodentia; Bathyergidae
Gene: Slc16a7
Product: solute carrier family 16 member 7
Biological process (GO): plasma membrane lactate transport
Cellular component (GO): basolateral plasma membrane
Molecular function (GO): lactate transmembrane transporter activity
Source: RefSeq, a predicted model, not a curated record